AUGUCAGCUGUGAUGUUGUUAAGCAUUGCUGUUGACAGGUUCAUUUGCAUCGGGUUUCCAACAGUGUAAGUGACAUAUUUGUCGGCAAUACGGGGGUGCUCUUUUUAUCUUUACUCAAAUUUAACUUUAUUACCUUAUAUAUUAUGUUAAAUUAUAUUAAAUUUUAAAUAUUUUUCAAUUUUUAGAUACCAAAACAUGUCCCGCGCAUAUACCAUGACCUCAGGCAUAGUAGCCGCACUUCUUUUUGCUUCUACAGUUUCAAUAGAAACGUACCUAACGAACCCAAGAGAUAUAGACAGCACUUGUGGGUUGUUCGAAGGGUUACCUCAUAAGUAUGACAAGCAGUACUUUGCCGCCAACUUGUUUAUAUGUCUAGUUACUUUGUUCCUCUACCUAGUAAUGUGGACUUACGUCAAAAAUAAAAGUCACACAAAGUCACAAAAGGUACUGAUUGCUGUUACUUCGACGACGUUGUGUAUCUGUACGGGAUGGUUGAUAUCAAUAGGAUUGGCUGUCAAGGGUAACAACAACACAGUACCUCGGUAUUCAAUGAUACUGUUUCAUGGACUGCCAAUCAAUGUGUCCAUGGCCUUGAGCUAUCCUUUACUCUAUAUCUUCAGGUAUGUUUUGUAUAUACUUCAUUUUAAACGCUUCAAAUAUAAGUUUAAAACUGUAAAAAAACUAGUAUAAUAUAAGGUUUGUGUCAUCGACUUCAAUAUGUUUUCACUUAACCUUCAUACCUUCACAAGACAUAUAAGGCGUACAAAUGCAACCCUGUCAGUACAAUACCUACCCACAAUAACAAUAUAAUGUAGUUUAGCAAAAACUGUUUAUGUAAUCGUAUUUCUUUUUUACUGAGCGUAUAAACCAAUUAAGUGGAACACACUAACUGGCAGCAUUUUAGCCGGGAUUACCGUAACGCCUUUCAAGAGCAAAUACGAAUCGUAACAUGUCAUGUGGGACACAAAUUCAAUGGUGUCUUCAAUUCAUCUGUUGACGUUUUCCGACCAUGA
Messenger RNA from Bursaphelenchus okinawaensis, 1013 nucleotides. NCBI's taxonomy places the organism in Eukaryota, Metazoa, Nematoda, Chromadorea, Rhabditida, Aphelenchoididae. The record is from the annotation of a GenBank genome assembly.